Molecule: messenger RNA, 908 nt
Organism: Copidosoma floridanum
Lineage: Eukaryota; Metazoa; Arthropoda; Insecta; Hymenoptera; Encyrtidae
Gene: CNPYb
Product: FGF signaling regulator protein canopy b
Source: RefSeq, a predicted model, not a curated record
CAGAGACUGUCUUUGCCCUUAGUUAUACUAUAACGAAACAAUAACGUAUUAUAAUAAAAUAAUUACAAACUAUAACGCCAAAAAACUAUGUUACAUUCCUUAACUUAAUUUUGCACCAUUAUUAAAAAUAAAUAACGAGUUAAUAUUUUUUACACUCCAAUAAAAUGUAUAAAUGUGUUGUGUUGAUUUGUUUACUCCUAAGCAGUAUUUAUUGCGAUACUGAUAUUGAAGAAAAGGAGGGUGUGAAAUAUGCAAACAAAUGCGAAGUUUGCAAAGUAGUUGCUGUAGAGUUGGAAGCUAGGCUCGAAGAAACGGGAAAAACCAAUGAUGUUUUAGAAAUUGGUUAUUCGAUAGACGAUGUCGCCCCGAAAAAAAGAAAAGAGUACAGAAAAUCGGAACUGAGAUUAAUUGAAUCUCUAGAAAAUGUAUGCAACAGAAUUUUAGAAUAUAAUAUACACAAGGAGAGAACAGAUAGUACAAGAUUCUCUAAGGGCAUGAGUCAGACUUUUAAGACGUUGCACGGACUUGUAGAUAAAGGAGUAAAAGUAGAACUAGGAAUCCCAUACGAACUGUGGGACAAACCCUCUGUUGAAAUAACGACAUUGAAAAAUCAAUGUGAGAAUUUGAUUGAAACUUAUGAGAGUGACAUUGAAUAUUGGUACUACAAUCACCAAGGACAAGUUGCUUUAACAAAAUUUUUAUGUUCUGAGCGAGCAUUGGAAAAAGAUGACGAUAGUUGUUUAAGGGAAAAAGGUGAUACUGGAAAGGUCAAAGACACAGAAUCCAAAGAAGCCAUCCAAGAGGAAUUGUAAAUAUUCUUGAAAAAAAAAAAAAAAGAUAUACUUUUAUUUCAAGGCAGAUUUUUCUACUGACUAUUUUCAACAGACUACAAUAAAAGAAUGUGAUAU